Messenger RNA from Aureobasidium pullulans EXF-150, 870 nucleotides. RefSeq lists its product as uncharacterized. The transcript has a single exon. Gene Ontology annotation, molecular function: protein binding. The record is from RefSeq and is a predicted model, not a curated record. NCBI's taxonomy places the organism in Eukaryota, Fungi, Ascomycota, Dothideomycetes, Dothideales, Saccotheciaceae. Bases 1 to 870 code for a protein of 289 amino acids.
AUGGCUCCAAUUAUCACCAAAUAUUUGACUGAAGCCGAGCUACCACAUUACUACAACAACGAGAGCCUAUCCAACGUUGUACUUCACUUUGGCAACAAGACAAUAUUCGCGCACAAGAAGUUGCUCGCUGCAAGAGGCAGAGGUUCCCGCGUCUUGCGCAACGAGUUCAAGGAGAAUUCGCCGUUCGCGAAGGCUGUCGAGUACACAAUCGAAGGACAUGAUGAGGAGAUCGUAGAGGUUAUGAUAAGGCACAUCUAUGGGUUCCAGUACGAUAACACACUGGUGCGCAGAAACUUCGAUACUGAAUUGGCCAAAACAGAACGCCUAGAAUGGCUUAUCAGCGUUUACCUUGUCGCUGUGGAAUACAGAGUCCCGUCUCUGAGCAUUCUCGUCACUGACAAGCUUGUUGGAAUGCUAUCCGAAGGCUUCCAUACUUACAGAUCUCGGCAUGGAGACAAACUCAACAAGGAGCAGAAAGCAAGGAUAGCCGAGAGCAAGCAAGUCCUGGAGAGAAUCGUCGCUCUGUACGAGCAGAACGCUCUGCCCGACAAGUUGACAUGGAAGAUCAAACCGUACGAGCUAUUCCACAAGGCUGCUCGACAGAUGGUGCAAUACAGAUCUUUCUGGGUGGCUGAACUCUGCGGUGGCUCCGAUGAACGAUACACUCCAUUUGCCAUACGAAUGGCUUGGUGGUUCGCGAGGAUAAAAUUUGACAACAUGCAGUGUGUGGACUGUGGUUUUGACGAGGAACCCCACUAUCACUACCUCUACUACGGAGAGUGGCCUGUGGAGUUCAGGGAUUUGCUGUGGCGUGGCUUCCAUGAACAUAUUGUGAAGCAAGAUUACCGUGUAGGAGAAAACAUGUUCUGA